Epinephelus fuscoguttatus (brown-marbled grouper) is the source of this 4047-nucleotide messenger RNA. RefSeq names its product hemicentin-1-like. The transcript is spliced from 11 exons. Gene Ontology annotation, biological process: cell adhesion. The record is from RefSeq and is a predicted model, not a curated record. The coding region runs from base 94 to 2568 and encodes 824 amino acids. NCBI's taxonomy places the organism in Eukaryota, Metazoa, Chordata, Actinopteri, Perciformes, Serranidae. Gene Ontology annotation, molecular function: integrin binding.
GUCUGAACAGUGCGGUCUCAGAAGGGGAGCCGAGCAGAGCUGGAAUAAACAACAGAAGGGACAUUGUUCACAUCCAAUGAGUAAACAAAUCCAAUGACUGAGAGCACAUCAUUUGUUCGACUCUUUGUGGGGUUCCUGCUCAGUGUGACAGGUGCACACGCCUCCUGUCCUAUUGAGUUGAGCCCCCCCAGUGUUGUGGUGAAAUAUGGCGACUCGGUCUCAAUCAACUGCAGCACAUCGGAGGUCCUGUUUCAAGGAAUGGGUUGGGAGGCUACAGAAGGAGGCAAAAGUCUUGAGAAGGUCAACCAUGUGGUCUGGACUGUGGCGAAUCUCAAAGAAUGGGGCGUCUCUCCCUUGUGCUUCAUCAACCCCAUACGUGAGAGUCAUUUUAACCAGUGCCUCGAGAGCCCCAAAGUUGUACUUUACACAUUCCCAGAAACAAUCAGUAUCAGCUCCAGCAGUGGCACAAGUGGUGUGAUAGAUGAAGGGGAGAAAUAUGACUUCACGUGUGACAUCAACAAUGUAGCACCCAUUCAAAAUCUCACCAUAUGGUGGUAUAAAGGAGAUGCAGUAGUCUUUAUAGACACUUUUGACAAUCCUCGUGUUAAACCAGUGGAUCAGUCAGCUGUCUACAGCUUUACACCGACCAGACAAGACGACGGAGUGACGUUCAGAUGCGAGGCACAUUUGGACCUGUCACCAGAAGGACCCCAUUUAAAUGUAUCUUCUCGGGAGCUUAAUAUCACAGUUCACUUUGGACCAGAUGUACAGUGUCCUGGUCUUUCACUGGACAAACUGGAGUUGCUGGAAGGAGAAACGUUGGAGGAGCGAUGUUCUGUGUCGGGAAAUCCCACCCCUAUUGUCCAAUGGCUGAAAGAUGGACAGCCCACAGACCCAGGCGUCCCUCUGAGCAGGAAGAAUGCAGGCCUGUACAGCAUUACAGCUGACAGUGCCACAAAGGUCAAAAAGGAGCUCCGGGUUCUUAUAUUGUAUGGACCAGAAUUGAUGUGUCCAAGCAGUUACACAGCACUGGAAUACACUUCUCACAACCUGACCUGCACUGUGGAGGGCUAUCCUAAACCUGAGAUCACCUGGUCUAAAGAUGGCGAGGAGGUGGAUCUUCCAGAGAAACUAACAAGACGUGACACGGGGCAGUACGUGAUCACAGCUUCCAACAAUCAGUCGAGUGUAAACUUCACAGUGGACAUUAAUGUUAUAUACCCGCCAUCUGAGAUAGUUGAGCUUGAACACUCUGAAGUCAACGUUGGUUCUACUGUGUGGCUGAAGUGCUCCUCUAUGGGCAACCCACGGCCCACAUAUUUCUGGAAUUAUUACCGAACCGCCAAUGUGAUUGAGGAAAAUGAUGAUGGAGUGUCCCGUCUGCUCAUCCACAAUGCUACUGUAUACAACAUGGGCCUCUACACAUGUCACGCCUGGAAUGACAAAGGAAAUGUCUCUAAAACUGUCAAAGUCUCUGUAAAAGGUGCCAGGCCAGAGUGCACUAUUGAAAUAUCCCCGGACAGGAUGGUGGUACAAUACCAAGACAGAGGCCAGAAUGCAACAUGCGAGCCAACACCCAGCACCUCCCAACAUCUCAAAGAAAUAUACUGGCAAGAUCUGCAGGGCACCAGGACUAACAGCACAACCUGGUUCAUUGACGCCAAUACAGACUGGGACCCAAGGCCUGUUUGUGUAGCAACGUUUCAUGUAACAGGAUCAUGCCAGAAACAGCUAAAAGUCACACUCUACAAAAUGCCAGACAGUGUCACCAUCCGUCCUGUGGAUAACUUGAUCUCGGCGAGGGAAGGGAAAGAGAUCCAGCUGCAGUGUGACAUCACCAACGUUGCUCCUGCACGAAGCCUCACCAUACAGUGGUACAAAGGGAAUGAAACCUUAAGACCACUUAGCAAAGGCUCAGUGCAAGUGACUGGCUGCCUGACUGAGAACAACACAAACUGUGACAUCAGUGUGAUCCAAUCCCCGCUCAACGUGUCAUCAACUAUCAACGUCACUGUGGACAGAAACCAUACCGGAGUAGAGUUCAGAUGUGAGGCUAAAUUGGAUCUUGGAUCGAAGUCUCCUCCAACCAUGAUGUCCAGUCCUCUCAACUUCACCGUCUACUAUAAGCCCAAAAUUAAUACCACGAAGCUUCCAAAGACGAUCCCAGUGUUCAGCGGUUAUCCUGAAGAGCUGGUUUGUGAAGCUGAUGGCCACCCACCUCCAAAGAUCCAGUGGUUCUCCACCCCCGACAAAGUGCCCCAUGUGUCUGGAAACAGACUCAUUGUAUCUGAAGCAGGCAUCUACAACUGCUGCGCCACUAACGAAGUCGAUUCCACGUACCAUGAGGUCGAAGUGAUUUUAAAAGAGGACUACCUUCCCCUCAUAGCCGGAUUUGUGGCCGUCACAGUCGUUGCCAUCUCCAUCGUCUUCCUGUUCAUCUACUCAAUCUACUACAAGAACACCAAGAUGCGCCGUUACAGUCUUAAAAACCCCAAACUUGACACCCGCAGUGACAACGUAGCCCACAACGGCUGGGACAUGCAGUUUCCUAUGACCAAACUGUCUUAGCAGUACAUCUGUGGAUAGCACAGGACGGAUAGUCUGACCACUCUGAAUGAGCCGCAUCUCUCUGCCACCACAAACUACAGUGUAUGAAAGCCUGAGUACCACUCAACCUGCAGGCUCACACUGGACUGAUCACACACUCUGUCAUCCUCACAUCUAUUUUUCUCACAUAAGAGAGUAUUUUACCCUUCGUGGAGAAGUCUAAUUAUAAGAUUGAGCAACCUUGGCUUGAGAUGUGUAAUUUUAUAUUUACUACUGGAUUUUACCUGUUUUCACUGGACAGAAAGAAGAAGAGGAGUAAGGACUCAGAAUCUGACUCUGACUUAUCAGAGGUAUUGAUAUUUUUUUUUUUGUAUUUUUUCAUGAGCACAAAGGGAAUAUAAUGUUUAUAAUGAAUGUUUUUUUGUUUGCCUUGGUUUCACUAAUGCCUGAUUUUUUUAAUAUGCCCCACUUGAUCUAUAUUUCUAGAAAGUGAACAUGCAUAUCCAAAGCAGUGACCCCUGAAGUUUCUGUGGUUUUAACAGUCACACCAAUGCUGUGUUCACACCAGGAGCGAAAACGCAUCAGUGUGACGAGCUAGAAUAUCGCACUUGCCAUGAAAGUUUUGCUCAAGCGCUCACUAUGUAGUUUUGGUGCCACAGGCUUAGGUGUGUCAAAUACUUGCAACAAUGCACUUUGACUUAACGUCAUCCAAAGUUUGAAUUUAGUCAUAAAAGUAUCCAUGUUUUGGUCAAUAUCUGAGCCCCAUUUUAACAUCACAUUUCACCGCCCCAUUGCAUCCCUGUGUGCACCACAGUCCACAGAAGCAUAGCAUCAGCUAAACUACACAGCUAGUAACAAAAACAUACAACAGAUGUCAGGCCUCAGCUUAUAGCGUUAAAAGUCAAUUGUGGUCUGUUGUUGUGUCGCUGGUCGUGUGAACAAAGCAUAACAGGAAGGGUGCAACAUCUGGCCUCUCUGUAGGUGUGACAUUGAAUCUGUGAAAACGAGACAAGUCCUGCUAAAUUUGUAAACACAUUUGCUUGUGCGUUUUUUUUCCAUUGCGCCCAUUGCCCCCCCUCAAGCCACUCUGCACUUGUUUCUGUAGUCUUCGCUGUGCCUGGCGCUUUGUUGUGCCAUACUGUGUCAGGCUCUGGCCUUAAGGGACAAAUUUUCUUGUUCCACAGUUGAGUGCUUUUUUGUAUAAAUGACUGCAGGCGUUGUAGCCUAAUGCCUAUCAGAACUGUAUAUUUAGGAUGGUAUUUUAUGUAAUUUCAAAACAUAUUUAUUUAUGAGAAAAAGCAAACAUGGAACAAUUGAGUAUUGAAAAUGGACUGCAGACAGAUAUGUGAACUUUGCAAAUGUUUAAAGAGUUUGUGGGGUUCAGGUUAAGGACCUGCGAUGAUGGGGACAUGAAGACAUUGUAACACAUUUGUGAAUACGGCUGUAAAUAUUUGAUUGAUGUAAAACUGUAUUUUGAUAUUAAAAAUGUGGCUUUUUGAA